Molecule: messenger RNA, 2250 nt
Organism: Limanda limanda (common dab)
Lineage: Eukaryota; Metazoa; Chordata; Actinopteri; Pleuronectiformes; Pleuronectidae
Gene: tuft1b
Product: tuftelin 1b
Exons: 12
Coding region: 2-1159 (385 amino acids)
Biological process (GO): intracellular signal transduction
Cellular component (GO): intracellular anatomical structure
Source: RefSeq, a predicted model, not a curated record
GAUGAGCGGAGGAUUGACGCAGACUGUGGGAAGAGGAGAAGAAGAGAACUCCAGUAACGACCGAUGCAGGCGGCUUAGACUCACUCUACAAGAUCAGCAUCAGUCCGGCUGCACCCAGCAGAGGCUCGGCAACAAGGAGAGCAGCAUAGCAGUAGUGCUGCCACAAAAACUAGAAGAGCUGGAAGAAACACAGGAACUCGUCACUCCCACGGAAGAAAAAGUUGAAUAUAGAAAGAUUCACCUUGAAUCCUGUCCGAGGAAGGCAGAGAGCGUCAGGAUGAUCACGGACGAGGUGUCGCAGAUUCAGGAGGUGAGGUACUGUCUGAAGUCUCUGAGAGAGCAGAUGGCGGCCAGGCAGAACAGCAACAACAACAAGUGUCCCACCAAUGGCUUCAGGGUCAAUCUGCCCAGCAGCCAACCGGCCGUCUCCAAUAGCAACACUGUUGUCAUUGCCUCUAACGCUCAUGUUGCAGAUAACCAGGAGGAGAGCGUGAAGCUGCGGGAGGUGACCAAGCGUCUGUAUACGCAGCUGAAGGAGAUGGAGAAGAGGCACCAGGAGGAGAGGGAGCGGCUGCAGGCCGAGUCCAGUGAGCACCACACUCGUCUGGCCGAGCAGUCGGAGCGGCUGCGGAAGGCCGAGGAGCAGUCGGAGGAGAGAGGGCUGCAGGUGGAGGAGCUGCAGCGGCUGCUGGGAGGCAUGGAGAACGAGAGCGGCGUCCUCAAAGACAAGAUGGCAGCCGGCGAGCUGGAGCUGCUGCAGCUGAGAGCGAGCAGGGAGGAAGGGGAGGAGAGGGAGCAGAGGUGUGCCGAGCUGGAGAAGCAGUUGGCCAACCUGAAGGAAAAGAUCCACCAUCUUGACGACAUGUUGAAGAGUCAGCAGAGGAAAGUCCGCCACAUGAUCGAACAGCUGCAGAACUCACGGACUGUGAUCCAGGAGAGAGACCGAGUCAUCGGGGACCUGGAGGAGAAGGUGGCUUUCCUGGAAGCUGAGAACAGAGAAAUGCAUGACCACAUGGAGUAUUUCCUGGCCGGCCAGAACCCUCCUCCCCUGACGCCCACUGAGAACAAGCCAGAGAUCGUUUACAGUAAAACCCUCACACCAACAUCAUCGACCAACAAACCCAUGCCGUUCAUCAAAGUCAUUGAGAUCAAGUCCUGAAUGAAGGGUCAACUAAAGGCAUGAUUGGAAGUAAAAACUAAAAUGUAUAUAUAUAUAUAUGUAUAUAUUCAACCACCUUCCAGUACACAAAACAAGGUUUGCAUGAAUUUUAAAAAAGGCAGAUUAAAGAAGAGCUUCCUCAGAGUCAAACUGAAUCCAAACAGGUUAAGUAUGAAAUCGACCUGGGAUCCAAACACAGGAGAAACCUUAAAAAGGAAACAGGAGCAGGAGCAGAACUUUUCAGAUGAUUUACUGCACAUAGACACACGUGUGAGCAGCGUGUUCCGUGUCAGAGAGUCUUCAGGAGUCAGUGGCAGCAGCAGGAGUUCCUAAAGGUUCCCUGUGUUGUCGAGUUUCCGACCUUAACUUCUCUCGCACCAAGAUUCUUAUUUACGAUGUUUCGACAGGUCAGUUUAAAGGGUGGGUUUAGAUUAUUACAUUAUUCUAACGUUAUUAUUGUUAUCAGUUAUUGUGUUUUUCAUGUCUCUGUUACACACAUGUACAAAUAGUCAGGUUGUGUUGAAUGUUCUCAGCACUUCUUCGUCCAACAGCCUCGUCGACCACAAUCCUCAGCGCCAGGGUCCCGGGUCACAUUCCUCAGUGCUUUGCACCACGUUGCCAAUGAGCAGACAUGCACUUGGUCGUGAUUUACGUUUUACUCAUUCUCACGUUAGGAAAUGAAUAAUUUAAUUUUUGACAUCUUUAUUAUACUUAGAAAAGAGUUAGCAGAGGCUGCAUGUAGAGACAGCAGCAAGUGGAUGUUACAAUUUUAAUUCUGAUCUUUGCUGCCAAGUGUUGCCUCAGCGGCUGUUUGAUCCUGUUUGUGCUUAAAGGUUUAUUUAAUUAUUAUUAUUAUUAAUAAUAUUAUUAACAACAAUAACUGAUGAACUUACCUGUUGACAGUUAUGUUUGUAUGGACCUUGUUUCUAUGUAAAAUACUUUAUGCUGUAGUAGAGAAUGAGCAUUUUUAUAAACCAAAUAACCUUUCACUGUGAACCUUGUAGAUAGAUCCACUUAAGUUCUGACUGUAUUUUAUUGUAGAUGUUGUUCGUUUUUAUUUAAAUAUAAUAAAUGGCCUGGUUUAUCAAAAA